Molecule: messenger RNA, 869 nt
Organism: Durusdinium trenchii
Lineage: Eukaryota; Dinophyceae; Suessiales; Symbiodiniaceae
Source: the annotation of a GenBank genome assembly
UCGCAACCCCUGGCAUUGCCAGAGCUCAAUCUCUGCAGAGACCAAAUUCUGGUUGAGGAAAAAUUGCCGGGUAGAGGGUGGGAACGGUGGUGGGAACGGCAUGAGGCUGGUUGAGGAAUGUUAAAGUGCUGUUGGAUCAUUCAGAGUUCGCAUUUUUUGUCCCAAGCACCAUGCCAAUCAUACCACGCGGAUUAAGUAUGCUGGUUGAACUCUCAGUGGCAUGCUGUCGCAAAUCGUCAAUCAGCCGAGUGCUGCGGUCCAUCUCUCCCAAGCAAGCCUUUUCAGCUUUGCUUUAGGUUCAAGCAAGAGUCGAGCUGUAUUCCUUUUGAGCCUGCAAAUGUCAGAUGAUGUCAGAUGGCUACAAGAGUUGCGCCCCAACAAGACCGGGAUUUGAGAUCCACCAGCCACAAGAUCGAUGGGCUGCUGGUGGCGUGCAUGGCUCUGACAGUGCUGUUGUUUGCCAUAGUUGUAUGUGCUGCUUUGCUGGAAAUCUACACUCUGCCCCCGGUGGAUGACACAAAGCCCCGGGUGGAUAUGUGUUUCGACGACUUCGACCCAAAGACUAUGUCUCGAAACGAGUAUGCUCAUGCACGGGCUUCAGCAUCUUGCAGUUGGGCACGGAGCUGGCGUUGGUUCUUUGCGAAGCUCGAGGAAUUGAAGGGACAGAAAGAACUUUGAGAACCAUGUGCGAGCUUCUGAUCGUCGCCACAUGCCCUCCUCAAUAGCCAGCAUGCAUUCUGCAAAAGAACAUCCACCUUGUUCUGCCCUUUGUGCGCCCCCUUCCAAUACACCUUGGAAGAUUUGGGCGGAGUUUCAAUGCCGCCCUGCCAGAGCUGUGCGAAGACGACCGAGAAGAAAAAGGAUCAAAC